GCCAUUCAUUCAUCUUCCAUUGUAAAAAAGCAGAAUCGGGACCCUGUUCAGUAAUCGUAUCGCCGUAUUGUGUCGCUUACUCGAAGGAACCAGACGAUGGGAGUCGCACCAUCAAACUUCUUACAUAGAACAGCUGGCGUGGCCAUCAGGCUGGCUGUCGUGUUCCUCUUCAUAAUAGUCGUGGCUCUGCGCUAAGCUUGCACCGCUCUGUCGCCGCCCGCAAACCUGUCGCGCAACUUUAAAACGACUGUUUGUAACAGCAAAUCAAAAUGAACGACUCUACGUAUACCGCGUGAAAACGUCAGUCGUAAGCCGACGCACUGCAGUGACACCUCCCGAUACGCAGCCACUAGCCAGACACGUCAUCAGUCAAUAGGGAGUCUCAUGUUGUACCAGGAUUGAAUACAAUUUUAUUUACUGUAGGAUAAACAGGUAUCAAUUUAAGGUAACCUACCCCACAAACUUUAUUUUACAUUUUUGGUAUAAAAAGCAAGUACGUCUCAUAGUAUAACAGGUAGCGCGAGGGCCCGCGUGGCUCUCGUGUGGCUCACAGCUUAGUGUGUAGCUCUCUGUAAUUAGGAGGCUUGCAUACUUGUUGUAAUAAGAGCCGUGCUGAAGCCGCUCUGGGGUUGAGGGGGAGAGGGCCUGCAAUUAGCCGCGAUUAUAGUUAUUAGAGCGGCGGCGGCGUGCCGUACCGGGCCGCGUCCGGCCGCGAACGUGACGCCUUCACACGAACGUGGCGCGCAACCCGCGACCUGCAGCACCGAGCCAUUACCUGUUGCAUUCCAACUGCUAGUGCUGUACAUAAACAUAUUAUAAUAGGGUGUACUUACAAUUACUUUCCAGAAUUCGUGUCAAGCAAUAUCUUUUAAGACAUGCGACAAUUCAUGACAUCCAUGCUAUUAUCACGGUGACAACUAGUCAAAGUUGGUUGCUUCAAUCAGGGGCAUGGUAACAAGAGAAACUAUCUGCACUUUACCAGUAACAGUUCCAAGGACACCAGGAUACAUUUAAACAACGCUAAUGAUUUAUUAGUGAUGUUAUAAUGAUGAUAUCUUAUUUUGUUGGCUUCUAUUUUUUGGUAUCUUAAUUUUAUGAAAAAAAAUAAGUUACGAUUUGCCUACUUGAUAGCAGAUUAGAAUUUAGCGAGGAAGUCCUCUAGAAAAAUUGUGACUAUUUAAUUAUAUUACGUGAACUAUGAUGACUUACUUGACACGGAUGACUCCCGACAGGCUCGGAGGGUUAGGCGGGGAGCUCCGACAGGCCGCCCGGGCACCUGGGCGGUGGCGGUGUGCGGACUUGUGGAGUCCGCGAUCACUACUGCAGAGGUGGUGUGGUGUGCGUGCGAGGACCGCGCUCACAAUACCACGUUUCCGAAGACCAAUUGUACAUGAAUUACAUGUUAUCACAAAAAAAUUGCCAAUUAUUUGCUUAGCUUUGUGUACACAGUGAUGGCGGUCGGGCAAAGUGUAAUCAGUCCUAAUUAUAGGAGCGGCUAAUGAGCAGUGUGCCCUCACCGUGUGCCUCCGUAUCCGGAGACUGGCGGUGCCUACCUAAACACUGUGUAAAGGCCGGCACGCCCCUCAUGAGCGGUUUUUUCUUAGAAAAUUAAGUAUAUUUUUGACUCAAUUAUAGCUUUUGUACUCCCGAGCUGUAAACGUUUGUCAAGGCUAAACUGCGACUGAAUUGACUCAUUAUCCGAAAAUUAACGUGAUGUCAAUGUAAUACUAUAUACAUUAACUUUUUGGAAAAAACCAUCAAUUUACUAAGAGCCUGACGCGCCCGGUGUGGUGCUGGCCUUACUUGUCUCGUUGCUAACAUGAACUGAUAGGCGCAUGUACCAUGACAUGAGUGAUACAACGUUUUCAGGGUCUACUAGACCUCGUGAUAAAAAGCGGCUAAACAAACAUACAAUUGAAGAAUAAUAGACGGUUACAAGGUGUGUGUUAAGUGGGAGGCGGUCCUCCCCCUCGAUGGAGGCAGGCUGCGGCGGCGGGUAUAUGUGUGUCGCGCGGCGGCGGCCGGCACAGCUGAGCACGAUGAGCGCGGUGCUGCGCGCGGUGGUGCUGCUGAGCGCGGCGGGCGCGCUGCUCGCUGACGUCAACGUCAUGAAGGACGUCACGCUCGGCUUCGGCCAGGCGCUGGACAAGUGCCGCCAGGAGUCGCAACUAUCGGAGGAGAAGAUGGAGGAGUUCUUCCACUUCUGGCGCGACGACUUCAAGUUCGAGCACCGGGAGCUGGGCUGCGCCAUCCAGUGCAUGAGCAGGCACUUCAACCUGCUGACCGACUCCAGCCGCAUGCACCACGAAAACACCGAGAAGUUCAUACAGUCGUUUCCCAACGGUCAGGUGAUAGCGCGGCAGAUGGUGGAGCUGAUCCACGGCUGCGAGAAGCAGCACGACCUGAAGGAGGACCACUGCUGGCGCAUCCUGCACGUGGCCGAGUGCUUCAAGCAGGCGUGCGUGGACCGCGGCAUCGCGCCCACCAUGGAGAUGAUGAUCACCGAGUUCAUCAUGGAG
Molecule: messenger RNA, 2519 nt
Organism: Trichoplusia ni (cabbage looper)
Lineage: Eukaryota; Metazoa; Arthropoda; Insecta; Lepidoptera; Noctuidae
Gene: GOBP1
Product: general odorant-binding protein 1-like
Exons: 3
Molecular function (GO): odorant binding
Source: RefSeq, a predicted model, not a curated record